AGUAACCGACCAACACCACCAACAACAUUUUCCAGCAGACGUUCUUCCUACUUACUGGGGAGAACAAGUGACUUGUAGGAGGGUGUCCUCGUUGAUAUCGUCGCCAGGUGACGUGCUGCUCUCCUAGCUACGGUUGUUCACAAGAUUAAAGGAUACGAGCACCCAACAAAUAACAAGAGUAUUAUAAUUGUCAGUCAACAUAAAAAUUAAGAAAAUCAGAAACGGAUGCAAAGUUGCACGACACAGAGAAGGUAAAGGGGGCAUGAAAAAAGUAUAAUUUCUUACUUAAACCAUGAUAUCAGAACAGAUCAAAAGUACAUCAAUUGAAACCACGUCAGGAAAAAAAAAGUCUAUAUGCAACCAAAAUGAUUUAGUAAGUAACAUGCCCUUAAAUAAAAAGCAAGACGAGAUACGAAUUGGUGGUUCACUGGUUACAAAGGAAAAGAAAUGGAGGUGGAGGAAAAAUAAGAAAAGAAAGAGAGAAGAGCAGACUAGUAAUGAGAAUUGUGAUGGAACACAAAUGGAAACCAAUCAACCAGUUGAUAGAAAAUUAAAUGAACAUUUGGAAUCACUGCCGCCAGCAAAGAAGAAGAAGAGAAAGAAGAAGAAGAACCCAGGUGUGACUGAAGGGCUUAAACCAGUACUCAUUGUCAAAACCCCGGAGGAUUAUUCAGCUAACUGGAAACGGCUGAAGGAGAUUAUUGCUAAAGAUAGCCAGAAAUUAACAGAAGCAAAAGGUAAUAGUGCGAAAAGUAACAUACCUGACAAAAAAAGUACAGGUUGUAAUAAAAUUGGAACUGUGAAGUGCAGAAAGACUCCAAAGAAUAGCAAUUCUGUAAUUGACCGGCAACAUAAGCAAGCUGAGAAAAGGAAAAAAGGAAAAAUGGAAGUUUGGUUUGAUAAUGUUGAUCCGAUCCUUCUAGAACAAAGUGAGGAGGAGAGUGAAGUAAAGGAUUGCAAAGGUAAAGGUGGCACGAAGGCGGGCGGUCCUGAGGUGAGCUCUGACAGUGCGGGACAUGAUGCCCCCCUGACGAAAACUACUUCCUUUGUAGGUGUAACAAAAGUUAUCGGAAUGGAUUGCGAGAUGGUGGGAGUUGGAAUGAACGGUGAAGACUCAAUAUUAGCACGAGUGUCCAUUGUCAACCACUUUGGUAAAGUGUUGUAUGACAAGUAUGUCAAACCCACCGAGGAGGUUAUAGAUUACCGAACACAUGUGUCUGGAAUCCGGCCAUCUGAUAUAAAAGAAGGUGCUGAGUUUUCCACAGUGCAAAAAGAGGUCUCGGACCUUCUUACAGGAAGAAUAUUAGUGGGCCAUGCUUUGCGUAAUGACCUGAAGGUUCUUUUUCUGUCUCAUCCACGGGCUGACACGAGAGAUACAUCGAGGUACAAGGGGUUUCGGAAGCUGUUUGGAGGAAGGACUCCUAGCCUCAAAAAUCUAACAGAAAAGGUUAUGGGCGUCCAAAUCCAACAUGGAGAGCAUAAUUCGGUUCAAGAUGCCCAAGCUGCCAUGCGCUUGUACACAAUGCACCGUAGAGAAUGGGAAGAAUUUAUAUCUAAGAAAAGGAGAAAGCUAACUGCCAAAAAGAAGAGCAAACCAUCCACUGCUGUGACAAAGAGUGACAGUGAUGCUGUGACAAAGAGUGACAGUGAUGCUGUGACAAAGAGUGACAGUGAUGCUGUGACAAAGAGUGACAGUGAUGCUGUGACAAAGAGUGACAGUGAUAGUGAGGAAUGAUUUACAUACAUGAUCAUUAUGCAGUAUGCAGUGUAUUUUUCCAACAUGCUUUCUCCCCCCCCCCUCCUCUCUCUCUCUGUCUGUCUGUCUCUCUCUCUCUCUUUCUCUCUCUUUUUCUUUCUUUCUUUGAUUGGGAAGUUUACAUCCUGGUGAACUGUUUUAAUAAAUGUAGGCAAAGCUGCCAAAGAUUGGGAAAAGAUGUACAGGGGCCAGAUUCACGAAGCAAUUACGCAAGCACUUACGAACCUGUACAUCUUUUCUUAAUCUUUGGCGGCUUUGUUUACAAUUAUUAAACAGU
Messenger RNA from Procambarus clarkii (red swamp crayfish), 2033 nucleotides. RefSeq lists its product as uncharacterized. Gene Ontology annotation, cellular component: nucleus. Gene Ontology annotation, molecular function: nucleic acid binding; 3'-5' exonuclease activity. Lineage: Eukaryota; Metazoa; Arthropoda; Malacostraca; Decapoda; Cambaridae. Gene Ontology annotation, biological process: rRNA processing. The record is from RefSeq and is a predicted model, not a curated record.